AUGGCAACCAUCACCUGCAACCGGUUUACAGAAGAAUAUCAGCUCUUCGAAGAGCUGGGGAAAGGUGCUUUCUCCAUUGUCAGAAGAUGUGUGAAAGUGUUGUCAGGACAAGAAUAUGCUGCCAAGAUAAUAAACACCAAAAAACUUUCUGCUCGCGAUCAUCAGAAGCUAGAACGAGAGGCUCGGAUCUGCCGCCUUCUGAAACAUCCUAACAUAGUGAGACUCCAUGACAGCAUAUCAGAAGAGGCACACCAUUAUUUGAUAUUUGACCUUGUAACUGGAGGGGAGCUGUUUGAAGAUAUUGUUGCCAGAGAAUACUAUAGUGAAGCAGAUGCCAGCCAUUGUAUUCAGCAGAUCCUAGAAGCUGUCUUGCAUUGUCAUCAGAUGGGUGUGGUGCAUCGGGAUUUAAAGCCAGAGAACCUCUUGCUGGCCUCCAAACUGAAGGGAGCUGCUGUUAAACUAGCUGACUUUGGUCUUGCUAUUGAAGUGGAAGGAGAACAGCAAGCCUGGUUUGGUUUUGCAGGCACUCCAGGUUACCUUUCUCCUGAAGUACUCCGGAAGGAUCCAUAUGGCAAAGCUGUUGACCUUUGGGCAUGUGGAGUUAUUCUGUAUAUUCUACUGGUUGGCUAUCCUCCUUUCUGGGAUGAGGAUCAACACCGAUUAUAUCAGCAGAUCAAAGCUGGAGCCUAUGAUUUUCCUUCUCCUGAGUGGGAUACCGUUACUCCUGAAGCAAAAGACCUCAUCAAUAAAAUGUUAACAAUCAACCCAUCCAAACGUAUCACAGCAGCAGAAGCUCUGAAGCAUCCAUGGAUAUCACACCGUUCCACUGUGGCUUCUUGCAUGCACAGACAGGAGACUGUUGACUGCUUGAAGAAAUUCAAUGCCAGAAGAAAGUUAAAGGGUGCAAUCCUCACUACAAUGCUAGCAACCCGUAAUUUUUCUGGAGGGAAAAGUGGUGGCAACAAGAAGAAUGAUGGUGUGAAGAAAAGAAAGUCCAGUUCCAGCGUUCAGUUAAUGGAAUCUUCAGAGAGUACAAAUACCACCAUUGAAGAUGAAGACACUAAAGUACGGAAACAGGAAAUCAUUAAGGUGACAGAGCAGCUGAUUGAAGCAAUAAGUAACGGGGACUUUGAGUCCUACACUAAAAUGUGUGACCCCGGAAUGACGGCAUUUGAACCAGAAGCUCUGGGGAACCUGGUGGAAGGGCUGGAUUUCCAUCGAUUCUACUUUGAAAACUUGUGGUCCAGGAACAGCAAGCCCGUGCACACAACCAUCCUGAAUCCACAUAUCCAUUUAAUGGGAGAUGAGUCUGCCUGCAUCGCUUACAUUCGUAUCACACAGUAUGUGGAUACAAGUGGGAUCCCACGCACUGCCCAGUCGGAGGAAACUCGAAUCUGGCACCGCCGGGAUGGCAAAUGGCAAAUUGUUCAUUUUCACAGAUCUGGAGCACCUUCAGUUUUACCACAGUACAAUAUGACCCUUUCCAUGCAAAGUAGAGCUGCGCCUAUUCAUUUGGCCGCUAUAGACGGCUGAAGCACCUGCCUUGCAGGCCAAGUUUCUCACUGCCUCACUACAAAAGGAAGAUACUUCUUAUCCUUUAUCUAGGGAACUUGGCAGCUGGCUCUCCUAUUUGUUUCUUGCUGGGAAUUCCUUUUACCCUCAGAACUCCUUAUCAAAAUAAACUGAGCAUUUAGUAGACUUUUCUCCUCCUGUUUCACCUGGUUCAUGUUUGCUAUUCUGUGCCAUCCUAAUAGAAGACGGCCUGUGUCAUGGCCCUAUUGCAGGAAACGGCUUUCUGUAGACAACAGGAAACCAACAUGGAAGAGGCUGAGUUAAAGCCUUCAUCAAAUAGAAAACCAGCACUUUCUGGCCUCAGACCCCCUGCCUCCCCAUCUCCUGGAAGUUGCAAGCUACAAAUAGCUGCUCCUCCUAAUGGGAGGUCAUACUAAUUGGAACAUCCAGACACCACAUGAAGAAGCCUCUCUGAGUCCAUGCCAGCAUUUUCAGUUGUACCUGGAACCAGAUGUCACAUGCUCCUAAAACCGGGAGGCAGGCAACUAACUUAUUAGGUGGCCAUACACAUCUAAUAAAUAAACAAAAUUAUUUGAUUUAAACUAUUACAUAAAUUCCAAACAACUUUCUAUUACUCGAGAAAAUCUCUAUGUUUACAAUUUUUUCUUGGAGUGAAUUAAGUUCUAUUUUGAAUGGCUUGUAAAAUAUAUCAUUCAUUUAUCUUCCCACCAGCAUAGGUUUUAUGAUUAGGCCAACAGAUAGUCCCAACAAUUCUAGCAAGAAAAAUGCCCUUUUCUUUUCUUUUUUUUCAGAGACUGAGCUGAAAGGAAAUGGCCAAUAGUUUGUCAUCACAACCAUGCUUUUAAGUCAGUGUUGGAAAUGUUCAGAUCUGUGGACUUCAGCUCCUCAUCCUGGCUGAGGAAUUCUGGGAGUUGAAGUCCACACAUCUUAAAGCUGCCUAAUUAAAAAAAAAAGUUCUAAGUAACCAUAAAAGAAAUAAUAAUUUGAAAAUAUUGACAUGGCAACAAUUAUUUCCAUGUUAGUUUUCACUAUAGUGAGAUAUUUUCAAAAUAGUGAAGUAUAUAAUUACUACUAUUCAAUUUAUAACAGGAGCUUCAUUUAUUUAUGAUUAGUUGAAAAACAGCUGCCUAAAAAAAAAAGUGCUGUUUUGACUUAGUAGGCAACUGAGUUUGACUUUGUCUUUGUCUCAGCAGGCCUUCUGUUCCCUUACCUUUAACAUUGUGAAUAUUAUUUUCUCUCUGCCUCUCCAAGACUUGGGUUCUUAACUAGUUAAUAGCAGUAGCCAGACUCCCAGAUCUGGACUCUAUCUCUUAUCUAGCAGUCAGCUGAAUUUUGGUAGCACUAAGCCGUUAACAACCAAAUAAAUCAGUAAAUGUCUCCCAAAGCCCACCACCUACCUUCAUCCACCUUUCCUACAUAUAAAUUUCAGGAAACAUGGCAGCAUGGAAGAUGGUGUGGAAACAAAACUGCCCCUUAAUUUGAAAUAAAAAUAGAGGCCAACCCUUUCCAGCGAAGAUAGAAAAUGAAAGCUUUACAAAUGACACUUAGAGGCAUUUCGAUGAUGCUUUUAACGAACAAAAUGAAACAUUUCGCUAUUUCUUGUACUUUGCAUGCCUUUUUACAGGAAAAAUGAAACCCGUGUUAUUUCGUAAACUUUUGAGUAUUGCUGAAAUGGAUCUUUAUGUAAUACCUAGAAAUAUCAACUGUUUGGGUUUGUGGUUGAUUUUUUUUUAAAAUAAAGUUGGGGUGGGGUGGGUGACUUAAUAUGUUAUUGUUUACAUUUUGGAGUUGACUUGUGAUAAAUUGUUAUGAAAAGUGUAAAAAGGUACAAGAAACUAAAAAUGGGGAAAAAGGAUGUGUGACAUGGCCCAAUGGAAAGGCAGAAAGUUUACACAAAUACAAGAACCCUGUCAGGUUCACUUGUUAUAUGCUGCGGAAGUCUGACAAUCCAAACUGCACAUCUGAAUGGCAUCAUGAAGACAGAAUCAACUUUGGAACAGUGGCAAUACCUGUUAAUAUAUCAUGACAUAAAAGCCAGCUUGAAGAAACAGUGAAAUUGAUUCUUCUUAAACCUGUAUAAUUUUUUUUUUGAACGAUAGAGAAAACAUGUUGAAAAUGACCUGGAAGGCAUCACCUACUUGCCUUCCAAGAACAGAAAUAAGAAGCUUGAGGAUUUAUUUAUUUUUUUGGCAGUCUCUCUGUUUUUUGUUCCUUUUUAUUUUUUUAGCUUUAAGAGUCUUUACUCUUUGGUGUGAGAUUAACUACCAUACACUUCUACUACCAGGGGAAUGAACUUAUAAAUGGCACUUCCUUCAUUUGCAUGACAUCUAACUUUAUAAACCGCUAUAUGUAUUUCAAAGCAAACAAACAAACAAUGCUUGUUUAGGAACAAUUACAACAGAAAAUGGAUAAGCUUACUAUAUACAUUUUGAAUGAUGUAGUUUUACCUUUUCCGUAAAAUGCUUUGCUUUGCUUUCCAUCUUCUAAGAAAUGUGAAUACAUGAUGCUAUAAAACUAUGUUUGCAAAAUGCAAGAAUAAUUUCCCACUGGAGCAGGGGGAAGUGAUGAUAAUUACAGGGCGCCUACUUGACAGGAUUUGAUUGCCUUAAAUAGAAGUUUACUUUUUUACAUGGAACAAAGUAGAAAUAUACCAUUUACACAAAACUGAUAACAUAAUUGGAUGAUUCAGUGCUCCAUUGGAGCUGUGAAGAAUUAUAUUGAGAUUAUUUAAGUUGGGAAGGGCUUUUAGAGUUCAAGAGGUAUUGUAUGAAUGUAUGGAUCUGAAUACAUGUUCAUAUUUAAACUACUUGGAUUUCAGAACAUUUGGGGGGCUUCUUUACACAAUUCUAUCCUGAUAUUUCACAUUAACAUGGCCCUCACUAUCAUGGACACCUAUUUUUGAAGGGUCAUUCUCUCACAUAAUAUAAUUUUAUAUUGAGCAUCACUAAGCCUUCUACUCAGCCCUGGAUUCCAAGGAAGAAAUGGAUCUUCUUUUGAGCUUGAAUCUCCUUUUAACUUGUUCAUCCUUAAAUAACUGUCUAGAGACCUACUCUGGUGCUCUUUCCUUAUGAAAAUCUCAGUUUUCAUGAGGUAAUACAUCUUAAACACUUUCAGUGUUGUUAAACCUUGACAGCCUAUCUUGUCUGAGUUUUCACUUGUUUUCACUACCCAUGUUUUCUAUCAAGAGUUGCCAUCUUAUGGCAACUUAAACACUGCAUUUUGUAAUAUUUUAUAGCUUCUAUCAUCAUUUUGAACAAUGCUUUGAUAAGCUAAGAGAAGCUGGAGUCUAGAGGAAGCUGAGUUGAGUUUUUAGUCUUCCAGUAAAAAAAAAACCCUGACAGACUGAAAUGUAUUUCAACUCCUUUGAGUUUUGCCUGUUGCAUCUGACAUAAGCACCUGCACUUUAAACCUACGGAUUGCAUUGCCAUUUCUAAAACUUUUUUUUUUCUUACCUAAGGAAGCAUUUAUAGCCACAUUACUAUCCAUUGCUAUACUUGUUUCUCUUCUACAUUUUCUGUCCUUACUUUUUCAGAUUUUUAGCAUUUAUAAUGGCUCAUUUCUAAUGAUUCCAAACAUCUGCAAAGAAAUUGUCAACAAAAUAAAAAGCAUUCUUAUUAUUUAUUUUGUACUGCUAGAGCUCAUAGUCAUAAUUAAUACUACCUUUGAAGACUGACCUGUUUUCAUAGAUUAGACAACCCAGUACCUUUCUUGAUUGUAACAUAAACCAUGUGGGGAAGAAGUAGCUUACAUACUGUACAUCAUUUUAUCCUGUAAAAAGAACCAUUUCUAUUUUUAUUUGAAUUAUUUUGGCAGGGAGAGGGAAAUGAUUUCAGUGUCUAAUGGAUUGCUAACUUUUUCCAACACAAUAUCUUUGUUAAUGUUUGGACAGCAUCUCAUAACAUUUCUAUGUUUUUCCUUUGUCGUCAUCUUUUUUUAUUCCUUCUAACAAAAUUUACAGCUUGUUUAUAUUUCUUUCUACCCAUUCCCCAAGAAAUGUCAUUGAUUUUUUUUCUCUACUUUUCUUUAAAGCGGGGUGGGGGAGUGAUUUUUAUAAUCUAACAAAAAUUGUCCCAUACAGAAAUAUCAGACCAGAUACGACUUUCUGGAUGUUACAUCAAAGUAAUGGAAGCAUAUUCAAUUAAAAGUAAAAAUAGCAAACAUUUUGAGCAAAAAAGCAAUUCAUGCAUUUAUAGUUAAGAAACAACAUGCAGCAAAAGCAUCAUAAAUGAAAGGAUAGCGACACUCUAAUUCAAAAUCAAAUCUCGUCCAUAAACUGCAAUGCAUGAGGUCUUGUCUGGACAUUACCCUUUAUAAAACUAGGAAACCAGGGCUGAUGUGUGCUCUGUCUAUUGAUAUUUUUAUAUAGCAGUAUGGAGAUAUCUCUUUCUCUAAAGAUUUUCUAAAUAAAUCAAUGUAUCUAUUUUAGCUCUAGUAAAUUGGACGAGAUGAAAAAAGGCUACUCCAGGUGAAAUAGUUUGUGAAUUCAGAAACUAAUUUUAAAAGAAUAAUGGAAGAAUAUUUUCUGCUGCACUAUACAUUUACCGAUUCGUUAUUUUGCAAAUCAACUUAUUCCUGGCUCUAGAAAAUAAACAUGUUUUUUUUUUUAAAUUUCAUAGCAGAUCUUAUGACAUUGUUCAGUAUCAAUUAGGCUGGUGAGAUUAUUUCCCCCCUCUAAACAAAUGGAGAUUCCAAAUGAAGAUUCCAUUAACUUGGCUUCCUGAAUGGCUGGGCAUACAGGCUUCUGUUUUUUCCUCCCAGUUAUCUUCCAUAUUUUCUGUUUUAUUGGGAUUGGUUUACUUCCUUCUCUUCAGUUCUUGCAUGGCUGCAAACAAGCCACAUUUUGACUUUUUUCUGCCCUAAAAUAAAAUUUGUGGGAAACAGUUCGGGAUUUUCAUUUUCUAAGUGUUGCACAAUUUUAUGACUUUUUAACUUUAGGGGGAAGUAACAGGAAAAAAGUUAAAUGGAACUAUGUGUAUAUAUAAAUAUAUAUUAUAUAAAUAACAAACACACAAUAUAUAUGUAUAUAUAUAUAUGAAAUACCUUUGAAAAUAUUUAUUUCACAUGAAUGCAAAAAGCAAAAGCAAACCUAAAAAAAAGCGGCUUUGUAAUGUAAGCAAAUAAAAACUUCAGAGAGUU
Messenger RNA from Ahaetulla prasina, 6669 nucleotides. RefSeq names its product calcium/calmodulin dependent protein kinase II alpha (gene CAMK2A). Gene Ontology annotation, cellular component: neuron projection; cytoplasm. Gene Ontology annotation, molecular function: calmodulin binding; ATP binding; calcium/calmodulin-dependent protein kinase activity. Gene Ontology annotation, biological process: protein phosphorylation. The record is from RefSeq and is a predicted model, not a curated record. The coding region runs from base 1 to 1533 and encodes 510 amino acids. The transcript has 20 exons. Lineage: Eukaryota; Metazoa; Chordata; Lepidosauria; Squamata; Colubridae.